Molecule: messenger RNA, 1879 nt
Organism: Culex quinquefasciatus (southern house mosquito)
Lineage: Eukaryota; Metazoa; Arthropoda; Insecta; Diptera; Culicidae
Product: polyserase-2
Exons: 4
Coding region: 17-1819 (600 amino acids)
Biological process (GO): proteolysis
Molecular function (GO): serine-type endopeptidase activity
Source: RefSeq, a predicted model, not a curated record
CUAACCUUGCAGCGUGAUGAACCUGUUUUCGCUUGGUUUGCUGCUGUGCUGUUCGGUCGCCGUCUGGGCCGACGACACGCGAUUCAGCGACACGAACGCCCGGUUCCGGUGCGGUAUUAGGAAGAAAUCUGGCGUUCAGCUGAUCCAUCAGGGUCGCACGGCCGAGCUGGGCCAGUGGCCGUGGCACGUGGCGCUGUUUUACGGCGCGGACUACAAGUGCGGCGGAACGCUGAUCGACCAGCUUCACGUGCUGACCUCGGCGCACUGCGUCAUUGGGUCGAACAAGAGGCCGAAGAAGCCGGACACGAUUACGAUUCAGGUGGGGAAGAAUGUGUUGGACGAGAAUCCGGAUCGGGUGCAGAUCGUGCGGGUGCGAGAGAUUCACGUGCAUCCUGAGUUUAUAAGGAAUCGGAACGAUAUUGCCCUGUUGGUGCUGUCCCAGUCGGUUCAGUACUCGGAGUUUGUGAUUCCGAUCUGCAUCGAGGGUAUUCAGGCGGCGAAGGGAGAGGAUCUGGUCGGACGGCGGGGAUGGGUGGCUGGAUUUGGAGAGACUGAGACAGAGAAGUUUUCGAGACAGCUGAAAACCGCUUCGAUGCCGGUGGUCAAUAAUACGGAGUGCGUUCAGAGCGAUCCGGAGCUGUUUGGGCGGUUUGUUUCGCCGGCUGUGUUCUGCGGCAGCGAUAAGAAUGGGACGAGCGUGUGUCGUGGGGACAGCGGCGGCGGGAUGUACAUUCUCGCUGGUGAUCACUGGGAACUUCGCGGGAUUACCUCCUUUUCUGGACUGUCGGAAACCGGUACCUGUGACGUGAAGAAGUACGUGGUGUUUACGAACGUUGCGUUCUACUACGAGUGGAUCAAACAGAAAACCGGUGGGACGGUUGUGGUAAUUCCGAAGCGGAUUAGUGAGGCGAAGUGCCGCGAGUAUUCGAGAUUCGCUGCGAAGCGUCAAAACGGCGUUUGCUACAACUCGCGAUCUCCGCACACAGUCGCAAUCAUUGACCUAAACCAGCGGCACAUCUCGAGUGGAAGCAUCAUCAGCGAGAGGUUUGUCCUGACCAAAGCUCCGAGCCUGUUUGACAUCUUCGUAUCGGAUGUCGUCUGGGAUGAUCUAUGGGUGCGCUUGGGCAAUCAACCGGACAAGAAGGUGAUUCGGGAGAUCUCCCAUCCGGACUAUGACCCGGAGACGCUUCGCCACCACAUCAUGCUGCUGGAGAUGGACUCGCCGUUGGCGUUCUCGAACCGACUGGUUCCUGUUUGUUUAGCCAACUUGGGAACGGAGAAUCUCUACGACACACUGCUUCUGAACGGGUACAGCGGUCAAAGUGCCAAUACCAACGAAUUUUACGAAAGCGUCGAGAAUCGGGUCAUCUCGAACGAGAAAUGCAACGAAACGGUGAAGCUCGCCCACGCAAAGUACACCGUCAACGAGGAGGAACUGUGCGCCAUGGAUCGGUACGAGGGCUUCUUCUUCUGGGGUGGUAUCGUGGGAGGUCCACUGCAGACGGUCAACACCCGUAGCUGUAUGUUCACGCAGGUAGGGGUCACCAAGUUUCUGAUUCCGCACAAUAUGAACCGCGAGGUGACCAAAACGGUUCGCUUCACCAACGUGUACUCCCGGGUGACGGCCUACCUGGACUGGAUAGAAGCGGAAGUGUGGGGCAACGAAACGCUGCCGGUGGACAGUGAGCUUGCCGAUAACGGAGGAGAAGCGCCCACGAUUGUUGAUAACGAAGUGGAAGAGGACCAGGAGAAUGCGACUGCAGCACGGUUGCGAGGCAGCACUACAAGUGGCGAUAUAAUUCAUUUCCCUAAAGACUAGAUCAACUUAAGAUUGAAAUUGUUUAAAAAAAUCAAUAAAUUGUGAUGUUGUUGAUAUUGA